Melospiza melodia melodia is the source of this 1958-nucleotide messenger RNA. It is a transcript of the gene RTF2, whose product is annotated as replication termination factor 2. The coding region runs from base 46 to 966 and encodes 306 amino acids. NCBI's taxonomy places the organism in Eukaryota, Metazoa, Chordata, Aves, Passeriformes, Passerellidae. The transcript is spliced from 9 exons. The record is from RefSeq and is a predicted model, not a curated record. Gene Ontology annotation, biological process: site-specific DNA replication termination at RTS1 barrier; mitotic DNA replication termination. Gene Ontology annotation, cellular component: nucleus.
UCGGCGUACCCGGAAGUGCGCGAGGAAGGAGAACCCGGAAGCGCCAUGGGAUGCGAUGGCGGCACCAUCCCCAAGCGGCACGAGCUGGUCAAGGGGCCCCGCAAAGUCGAGAAGGUUGACAAAGUUGCUGAGUUGGUGGCCAGGUGGUUCUACUGUGCCCUGAGCCAGGAGAAGCUGCGCCGGCCCAUCGUGGCCUGUGAGCUGGGCAGGCUGUACAACAAAGAUGCCAUCAUUGAAUAUUUGUUGGACAAAUCCCCUGAUAAAACCCCCAUGGAAUCUGCAUCCCACAUCAAGAGCAUUAAGAACGUGACAGAGCUGCAGCUGGUGGAUAACCCAGCCUGGGGUGGGGACAAGGAGAGCAUCAAGGGGGACAAGUACGACGACCUGCAGGCUGCACGCUUCAUCUGCUCCGUGGUGGGGCUGGAGAUGAACGGCAGGCACAGGUUUUGCUUCCUGAGGAACUGUGGCUGUGUGUUCUCUGAGCGUGCUCUCAAGGAAAUUAAAGCAGAAGUUUGUCACAAGUGUGGUGUUCCCUUUCAAGAGGAAGAUGUGAUUGUCCUUAAUGGUAAUAAAGAGGAUGUGGAAAUUCUGAAGAAAAGGAUGGAGGAAAGAAGACUUAAAAGUAAAUUGGAAAAGAAAUCAAAGAAAGGCAAGACAGCAGCAGCAGCUUCUCAGCAAGAGCCCUCUGCAGAUUCUCCAGGUCCUUCAAAAGCUAAGAGUGGAAAGGAUUGUGUCAAUUCCAGCUCUGGGGAAAGCAGGCAGAUAAUCUUCACCAAAAGUUCAGAGAAUGGAAACCCAGCAGUCCCAGGAAAAGUCAGUAAAGCUUCCAGCAGCACCAAGAGAUCCAUUGCAGACAGCGAGGACAAGUCUGAGGCUUACAAAUCUAUUUUUACAACUCACAGCUCAGCGAAGCGUUCCAAGGAGGAGUGUUCCAACUGGGUUACUCACACAGCUUACUAUUUCUGAAACAAUGGGGAGCACCCUGGCUCCUUCCCUCCUUCCCCAUGGCUCCCUCUGUGCAGAACUUUUGUGCUGCAAUUCCUCUUUGUGAGUUGAUUACAAACCUGGCCAUAGCUGGAGAACCUGUGUCUGCAGCUGCAGCUUCUGGUGAAUAUAAGCAGACCAGCAGAAUCCACGUUGUAGCAGCAGAUUUCAUUCUGAAAUGUUGGAAUUUUUGCACAAAAAUUCUCCUUUUCUCCUCCCAGCUGGAUGUUAUCCUCACAGUGUCCUCAGGAGGAGGAGAGGAGAAGUUCCUGCUCUCCUCCUCUGUUGAUUUGUGCCACAAAAUAAUUGUGUAAUUACAGCUUUCAGUGUAUUACUACAGAAUUCAAGCCCUCUGUAACUUUCUGACAGCAAAAAUAGAAAUAAUGUCGUUAAUGUUGUUUUUUUUUUUUUUUUGUCAAGCCAACUGGGCCCUCAGUAGAACUUUAUAUUUCUAAAAGCUUCUGCAGAUUUUUUCAAAUAAUUUACCUUUGACAGAGUAGAUGAGAGCACAGUCAUGAAAAUGUUUGUGCAACGUCCUUGUCCACUUUGUUGUAGCCUGUUUCUAGCAGCAGAAUAUUCCCUUGCUAAUGUCUGAAUCCCAUAAUACCCACAUGGAAUGACCAGAGGGAAGGCUGGAACUUCUUCACUUUCCUCUCUCCCUCUUUUAAAAUUGAAAUCUGCUUUUCUAAUCCUGGCACAAACUAACCAGAAUAGAAAUGCAGAAAGUAGGAGGCUUUAAAAACCGCUGCAUGAUAUUACCUUGUUACCUUUGUGUGUGAAAAUGAUUAAUUAUCUUUGUAAUAUAAUUUUAAAAGUGUCCCCAUGUAUAAUUGGCAGUAGUUACCUGGAGAUUCAAAUGCUCUGUUGAUAUUUGCAUAGGUGGUCUCCAUGAUUCAAACAGCUUGAAUGAAACUGCUGGGAUUUUAUUAUUAUUUUGAUAGGUAUAAUUAAAAAUUGGUUUGCUGCAGAGUUUC